Messenger RNA from Saccharomycodes ludwigii, 1350 nucleotides. It is a transcript of the gene URA1, whose product is annotated as dihydroorotate dehydrogenase. Lineage: Eukaryota; Fungi; Ascomycota; Saccharomycetes; Saccharomycodales; Saccharomycodaceae. The record is from RefSeq and is a predicted model, not a curated record. The transcript has a single exon. Bases 1 to 1350 code for a protein of 449 amino acids. Gene Ontology annotation, molecular function: dihydroorotate dehydrogenase activity. Gene Ontology annotation, biological process: pyrimidine ribonucleotide biosynthetic process; 'de novo' pyrimidine nucleobase biosynthetic process. Gene Ontology annotation, cellular component: mitochondrial inner membrane; cytoplasm.
AUGUCUAUGACAAAAAGAUUUUUCAAUUUAACGGGACUACGUACCAGACCAUCCCAAGCAUUAUUUCGUCAUCACUUCACUAGAAACCAGAGAUUGCCAUUAAAGGCUGGUUUAAGUGGUAAGUUCAUCUUAUACACUGCAUCUUUGCUUGGUGCUAGUGCAUUUACAUUGUAUUGUUUCAAUUCGCGUUCAGCUAUUCAUGAAUAUUUUAUUUGUCCAGUUAUCCGUUUUCUUACUCCGGAUGCAGAAAUUGGCCAUAAAUUAGGUAUUUGGUGUUUUAAAGUUGGUUUAUCACCAAGGCUAUUUUUUGAUAAGGACGAUAAAUCCAUUAAUGUUGACGUUUUUGGUAAGACUAUGAGUAAUCCUAUUGGUUGUGCCGCAGGUUUUGAUAAAGAUGGUGAAGGUAUUGAUGGUAUUUUCAAUAUUGGUUUUGGUUAUGUUGAAAUUGGUUCUGUUACCCCUAAGUCUCAACCUGGUAAUCCUAAGCCAAGAUUUUUCAGAUUGCCACAAGAUGAUGCUGUUAUCAAUAGAUAUGGGUUUAACUCCUCUGGUCACCAAGUCGUUUUUGAAAAUUUGAUGAGACGUGUUUCUAAAUUUUUAAAUUCUUACUCCACCAAGAAUCAAAAAUCACAAGUUAAUUUAUCAUUAUAUAAAAAUAAGUUGUUGGCUGUGAAUUUGGGUAAAAACAAGAAUGGUGAUGAGGUUAAGGACUAUUUAAGUGGUAUUGAAAAAUUCCAAUCGUUGUCUGAUGUAUUGGUAAUAAAUGUUUCGUCUCCAAACACACCAGGACUAAGAGAUUUACAAGAAGAGACAAAAUUAACCAACCUAUUGUCUGAAGUUGUUAAGAAGAGAGAUUCUUUGAUUGAUAAUGGUAAUGUUUUAGGUGCCAAAGAACAUAAACCACCAAUUUUAGUUAAGAUUGCUCCAGAUUUAACUGAACCUGAAUUGGCCUCUAUUGUUCAAAGCGCUAAAGAUUCUAAGAUAGAUGGAAUUGUUGUUUCCAACACUACUAUUCAAAGACCAAGCGCCUUAAUAACAAAAGAUGAAACUUUGAAGCAACAAGCCGGUGGUUUGAGUGGUAAACCUUUAAAACCAUUGUCUUUAAAGGCUUUGAAGACCGUUGCCAAAUAUGCUAAGGAUUCAGAUUUGGUUUUAGUUGGUUGUGGUGGUAUUUCUAGCGGUAAAGAUGCUAUUGAAUUUGCCAAAGCCGGUGCUACUUUUGUACAAUUAUACACUGCUUUUGCUUAUAGUGGUCCUGGUUUGAUUGCCCAGAUUAAAGAUGAAAUUACUUCAGAAUUGGCUAAGGAGGGUAAAACUUGGAUGCAAAUUAUUGGCGAAGAUAACAAAUAG